This is a messenger RNA of Cajanus cajan (pigeon pea), 2222 nucleotides long. The record is from RefSeq and is a predicted model, not a curated record. Lineage: Eukaryota; Viridiplantae; Streptophyta; Magnoliopsida; Fabales; Fabaceae.
ACGUUAACGAACCAUGAUUUUGUCCGUAACUGGAAACCGAAAGCCACUCUCUGUUGUUUUCCCGGUGUCUCCUGUGCGCUUAACUUGGUGCACUCAGUUCGCGCACAAAUAUCAAAAGCCAACACCAAUAAAACCACGCUUUUUAGUUCUUCUUAGUUCUCAAGAUUCUGACACACGCUAACUAUAUAGUGGCCCUUCACUACUUUUCACCCAAUUUCGCAGCAAAUUGCUUCUUUCUGCUCCACUGCGAGAUUUCCAUCGUUGUCCCAUUUCUUUUCUAUCCAUUUCAGGGAGGUAUACAUAUAUUCUCGAUUUGGUCGCAGGUCUUUUUCCUUGUUAGAAAACCGUGUGCACAACUCAUAAAAAAAAAAAGGAAAGAAAACGUGUACAGUUAGUUCUGUACCCUCUACUUCAUUUCCAUAUAUAUAAGCAAACCAAUCUUUUUUAUUUUUCUUUAUUGUAUUUUUUUUUUUUGCUUGUUUUUUCGUUCAGGCCAAAACACCCUUUUGCUUGCGGCGAUCCCAUUUGCGUUACUUCAAAGUGCUUAAUCUUUGUGUUGAGAUUCUGCGGUGGUGACUGGGAUUGGUGAUAGGUUUAAGAAUCAAGGUUUAUAAUGGCAGAGAAUAUGAAGGGUUCUGUGAUAUCUCGAAGCAAAAGUGAUGUAGCAGUAAUGAGGGAAACGCUCCGUGCGCAGCAGCAGCUUCUGGAGAAGCUGUAUGCUGAGUUGGAUGAAGAAAGAGAAGCUUCGGCAACCGCAGCGAGUGAAGCGUUGGACAUGAUACUGCGUUUGCAGGGAGAGAAGGCUGUGGUGAAGAUGGAGGCUAGUCACUACAAGAGAAUGACAGAGGAGAAGAUAGGGCAUGCUGAGGCCUCUCUUGAGGCCUUUGAGGAUCUUAUGUAUCAGAAGGAAAUGCAGAUUGCAUGUCUGGAGUUUCAAGUCCAGGCUUAUAGACACAAACUCAUGAGCUUGGGCUAUGAGUAUGAUUGGCAAGAUGAUCUUCUGUUGAAUAGAAGUGAUAAGAGAAAUGGAGAAAAUGGGGGUCAAAGUAGCAGUGUUAGGAGGCUUCAAUCAAUGCCUACAAUGCAGAUUAUGAGUUCCCUGAGAGCUGCUGGAAAGAGGGACAGAUCACCUAGUCCUGUUCUUGAUGUGAUUCCCAAGAUUUUGGAGGAGGGCACUGACAUGGAAGUUGCUCAACCUAGCUCGGGUAAGAAGUCUGUUGACUUUGCUUGUGGUAGUGGAAACCUUGAUUCAUAUUUCAACCAGAUAAAAGAGUUGAAUGAACAAGUGAGGAUGAUUUCAGAUUGUGCUGAAGGAGAUAAUAAUAAGAAUGUGAAUUUGAGUAGUAGAAGAGGGAGGUCUUGUUCAAUUUUAUCUCAGGCUACCACUGAUUUAGAUGAACUGAGGCAAGGUGAAAGUACACACAAUAGAGGAGUUGCUAAUGAUUCUCCUAGCUUGCUUAAUGUCCAUGAUGUGUAUGAAGUCCCAGAAGCUAGUGAAAAGCAUGAAGUGGGGGAAAAGGUGGUUGAGAAAUGGAAUCAUGAUGCAGAUAACAGAUUAACAAAACCUGAUUCGCUGUCUGAGGAAGUGGUAGAACCACAUGUGAAACAUGGUGCAGAAAAGAAGAAGGGUGUGCACAAAUUACAUCGUGAAAUAAAAACUCCUUGUGCUAAGGAUAUGACGAGUGUCAUUGGUCAGAAAAAAGAGGGAACGGCUGUGGAUCGCAAUUCUCUAGGUGAGUUUCAAAGGCUGAAACAGAGAAUUGAGAGGCUUGAGAGGGAGAGAGUUAGUGCAAGACAAGAGAUUACCGAAGAAGGGAAUGAUGAAGAGCAGUUGAGGCUGUUAAAGGACAUACAAAGUCAACUCCAAUUAAUACAAUCAGAGGUGAAAGGCUUGAAAACCAGAAAACCCACUCCUAAGGAUGAUGUCAUUGAUAUGUCUUUGGCUUCUCUCCAAGAGGCAAUGUUGCACUUUUGGCUUUGAUGAAGUACCUGCAGAAUGACCAUCUUAGACGACCAAUCAACUCACUGUUUUGCAUGAUGUACAUAAGGUUCUUAUACACACAGGAUUGUUUGUGGUACAGGAAGGUAGAAUUUCUAAUUCGAAUUUUGUUACCAACAAAUGUGUACACUUCAAUAACAUGUGGUAUACUAGUCACAACUAUGACGACCAUUUGAAAUUUUUGUAGGCUUGAAUAUAGUUGCCCUUUCUUUUUUCUUUUUGA